AUGGCGAGUUUGCUGAGCAUCUCCCACGUGGCAAGGAAAACGCCAGUGGUGAUGGCGAUUUCGUACCAGCUGCAAGUUGCCAGCUCUUCUGGCGAGUUUAUUGAGUGGGUAGGUUGCUGUUGUAGUGGGAGUUGCAUUGAUGUGGUGAAGCCUGAAGAGGAAAAGGCUGAAGUGUGCAACAUGGCUCCCAUUUGCAGGGAUGACCAUUUUCAUUUUCAGCAUCCAGUUAGAACAAAGGCUUGUGAGGCUCUUGCUCAGCUUCCUUUUGCAUUGUCUCUGUAUUCUGGGAAUCAAUUGGAACCCAAGUUUUGGUCCCUAUUUUUGGUGGUCUUAUUGAGCUCUUCACUGAAUUUGAUUCCAAUGGAUAUGAAUAUCAUAGAGCUCAUAACAGCACAUGGUUGUGUCUCUUCAGAGCAAGAAACCAUAUCUGCACAGAGCUACACCAGUCUGAACAUCAAUGAACAUCUGCCAUUAAGGGAACAAUACUCACAGUGGUGUUCACCACACAUUAUCUCUCCUAUCCCCAAAACUAAAAUGCCCAAGUACAACAAAACUUCAGGGAAACGGCAGAGAGGUUUGACAUCCCAUUGUAGCAAUGAUGACGAUGAUAAAUCAAAAUCGGUCAAGGAGUCUCAGAAGGAAGUUUACCAGGCUAAAAAUCUUGUCACAGAGAGGAAUAGGAGGAACAAGAUAAAGAAAGGGCUUUUUACUCUGCGGUAUCUAGUCCCAAGGAUAACCAAGAUGGAUAGAGCUGCAAUUCUUGCCGACGCGGUUGACCAUAUAAAGGAAUUGCAAAUGCAAGUAAGAGAACUUAAAGAUGAGGUCAGGGAAUUGGAAGAACAGGAAUGCGAGAAGAACACACCACAAUUGAGGAUAACAAAAGCCAAAAAACAAGAAGGAACCGGAAGUAACCCUCCUCUUAAUCAAAGUUCUUCUGGUUGCACUAAAAAGAUGCAAAUGGAGGUACAAGAGUUUGCAUAACCUCCUCACUGUUCUCUCUAAAUCAUAGAUGAAACUAAAUUUCAAUACAUCCUGUCUUUGUGACUCUAAGUAAUCUUUAACACGUUAGCAGGU
Messenger RNA from Glycine soja, 1074 nucleotides. Its product is annotated as transcription factor bHLH90-like. Gene Ontology annotation, cellular component: nucleus. The transcript is spliced from 6 exons. Lineage: Eukaryota; Viridiplantae; Streptophyta; Magnoliopsida; Fabales; Fabaceae. Gene Ontology annotation, biological process: regulation of DNA-templated transcription. The record is from RefSeq and is a predicted model, not a curated record. Gene Ontology annotation, molecular function: DNA-binding transcription factor activity; sequence-specific DNA binding; protein dimerization activity. The coding region runs from base 1 to 981 and encodes 326 amino acids.